GCAUUUCUGUGCCAAUAACUCCGCCAUUUUAUGUAUCGGCAUUGAACUAAAUUUUUUUAAUUCAAAAGUGUUAUCUUAGUGUAUCGCGAGCAUUUAACAUUGAAUCAUGCAAGCUAUAAAGUGUGUCGUUGUCGGAGAUGGUGCCGUUGGAAAGACAUGCUUAUUGAUCAGUUACACAACGAAUGCUUUUCCUGGAGAAUACAUUCCGACGGUAUUCGAUAACUAUUCCGCAAACGUUAUGGUUGAUGGAAAGCCUAUAAACUUAGGUUUGUGGGAUACAGCCGGCCAAGAAGAUUACGACCGAUUGCGACCUUUGUCUUAUCCUCAGACUGAUGUCUUCCUUAUAUGCUUCUCCUUAAUCAGUCCAGCUUCCUUCGAAAAUGUUAGAGCUAAGUGGUACCCAGAAGUUUCCCAUCACUGUCCACAUACUCCAAUUAUUCUUGUUGGUACUAAAUUAGAUUUAAGAGAAGACAGAGAAACAAUCGACAAACUAAGAGAAAGACGAUUGUCACCAAUCUCCUAUCCACAAGGCCUGGCCAUGGCUAAAGAAAUAAGGGCAGUUAAGUACUUAGAAUGUUCUGCAUUAACCCAAAAAGGAUUGAAAAAUGUGUUUGAUGAGGCGAUAAGAGCUGUGCUUUGUCCAAUUCCGAAGGUAAAACCGAAAAAACCGUGUCUUUUACUCUAA
This is a messenger RNA of Dimorphilus gyrociliatus, 685 nucleotides long. Lineage: Eukaryota; Metazoa; Annelida; Polychaeta; Dinophilidae. The record is from the annotation of a GenBank genome assembly.